ACCGCUGAGGGUCGCCCGGGAGGCGGGCCAGGCGUCCACGUGCAGCGAGCGGGGAGAAGGCGGGGAGAAGCGGAAUCUGCCGCUGGGCCGGCGGGGGCGGUCCUGGAGGAGCUGGGAACCGCGCCAGGCUGGCAGCGCUGCUGGUGCUGCGCGUACUAGUGCCGUGCCCGCCGGCGCUCCUGGCCAGGCAGCGGCUGCUUCGACUGCUGCUUCUCCUGCUCUCCGACGCCGCCGCGAUGCCUCGCCGGAUGGAGAAGUUCUUGCAAAUUGCCCCGCACUCCUUGGCCAUCGUCCUGAGCCCCAGCGGCGGGGAAGAGGCUGCUUCGCGGCCGGCCAGACACCGAGAGGAGCUGCAGGAGGACUGCGGACAGGCGGAGGACGACGACGACGGGGAAGGUGAGGGUAAGCGGCGGCGGCGGCAGCAGCAGCAGCAAGGGGAAGGAGCGCCUCCGCCGCCGCCGGGCAGCGACUCUCUGGGUCGCCACCAUAUCGGCUACGAGAUCUUCGCCGACUUCAAGCAGGAGAACAUGCAGCAUUUCUGGAACAAGAAGGUGACGGCGGCGGUGGCCGAGACUUUCUUCCUGGGCUGGAUCGACGAGCAGGUGCUGCUGAUCCAGGGCAAGGAAGAGCACCUGGAGGCGCUGCGCGAGGGCUGGAUGCGCAGGUCCCUCAAGCCCCCCGCGGGCUUCCGAAUAAAGUGCCUGGCAAAAUUCUGGUUUCCAAGAAGACUGACUAUGGGAAAUGACUGUGAAAUAACGUCCCCCACUGCCAAUGAUACGCAUGCACAUUGUUUUUUAUGGGGUUCUUAAAAAUAUUAGUUAUGCUCACUUUUUUCACCAACAGCUUACAGGCUUUGUUGAAGUGAUAUAGAGGAUGCUUAAUGCUUACAUAUAUAGGGUGGAUUUAAUUGAACAAUGCAAACAGAACUGUCUUCUGAUAAAGAAUUCCAAAGACUUGCAUAGGUGAAAAUCUCUGCCCCUUUAGAUGUCAUGUUACGGUGUUGUUUGUCACUGUUCAAUCAUGUUAUGAUAUUAUUAUGCUGCGAACUCAACAUGAGCUUAUGAUAGUUUGCAUAGCCUCCACUUUGGUUUGAGAAGUGUCCUACCUCUCCCCACCUUUUAUUUUGUAAGGAGGCACAGCCGGGCCAACUUAUUCCUCAGAGCAGGUAUGGAUUGGUGAUCAGGCAGAAUAAUAUGGCAAGGGCCUAUUUGUUUACAUGGUUAGUGAGUUGUUAUAUCUUGCUUGCUUUUCUUUAAAACAGGGAUGAGGAGCCUGGGGUCCUUGAAAUGAUGUUGCACUAUAACUUCCAUCACCCCUAAUCACUGGUCAUUCUAGCUGGGGAUGAUGCAUCUGAAGGGCUACAGCUUCUCCCCUCCUGCUUUAAAACAAUCCAUUGAAGUCCGCAAAAUAUUACAGCAAAUCAAAAUACAAUGCAGGCUGUAUCAGCCAAAACAAAGCACCCCAGAAUAAAAGUGGGCAAGAGGCACAUUUUAACAUCUUACCAGGCCCUUGCCCAAUGCUUUAUGAAAAUGCCUGUUCUCAGAACAUGGUGGACCAACUACCGUAGUCACCAGCUAACGGGCCGGGUAGUCCUUCAAGAAGGCAUGUGGUGCUGCAAUUGAAAAGCUUCCCCCCUCCCCCAGUGCCUGAAGCCGCACAAGAGCAGAGGCGCACAGAGACAGACACCAGCGUUCGGCGCCCCUUCUGCACCCCUGAUGGCCAGGCGCCCUGACACCUUGCGCCACCCGGCCUGGGCCUAGGGACGGCCCUGCAUAUGGUGAGGAAAUUCUGAGAAAGCCUCUGGUGUCGAUUGAAUUAUGAAUAGGUUGUACUAUAGGCUAAAGCACAAUGUUAUGGAUGUACAGUGGAACCUCGGUUUAUGAACACCUCGGUUUACGAAUUUUUGGUUUAUGAAUGCCACAGACCCAUCUGGAAUGGAUUAAUUCACUUUCCAUUUCUUUAAUGGGAAAGUUCGCUUCAGUUUAUGAACACUUCAGUUUAAGUACUCCGCGGACCAUCUGGAACAGAUUAAUCCACUUUCCAUUACUUUCAAUGGGAAAGUUCGCUUCAGUUUAUGAACGCUUCAGUUUAUGAACAGACUUCCGGAACCAAUUGUGUUCAUAAACUGAGGUACCACUGUAUUGAACUUUUCUCUAAGCUUUUAAAAUUUAUGUUGUUGGUGAUUUAUAUGAAAACCAAAAUAUUUGCAGAAGUGUGACACUUGUACAAUUCUCUUGGUGUAGCAACAUAGUCCUAAGUGUCUGUAGCAUGCAGUAUCAAUCCAUUUUAUGAACUCUGCUGGGAUUGCCUACUCUACUGUCCCUCUGUACAAAGAAUGAAUUUUCAAGAGUAUAGUUAUGACAGUGUUUCAAUGUGUGUGUGUGUGUGGGAUAUUCAUUCAUUAGAAAGUCUUUUUGGUGAUCUUGUCAUGCACUUUCCAUAUUUUGCCUUCAGUCUCAAUGUAGUACUAAAUAGAACCUCCUGAAUUACUUUGGUUUCAUUGUUUUUAUUCUUGAAGACCAAAGAACCUGGUAACUUGCUUUAGCUGAGUUAUUGGAGUCUUAAUUAUGCAAAACCAAGUCAAUGGCUUUUCCCCUUUUUGCCUCAGCAAUGCUUGUGGGCAUGUAUGGCAUAGUGUAUAUGUAUGCAUUUAUAAGUAACAUAUAAAUAUGUAAUGAGUUAUUGUAGCAGAAAUGCAUAUAGAUUAUGGAGUUUCAAGAAGACAUUCCAGUUCCUAAUUUAGAGUCAUUGAAAGAUACCAGACUUAAUGUGGUUGAAACCUAAAAAGGCACCCUAUUAUUUCCAGGCAAGUUUGGCAGUGGUCCAAUGAAAAGAGAAGAAGUGGAAUUGUACUUAUGAAGUUGGUCCAAUGUGUAGCCCUCCCAGCACAUUGGUAGCGGGUGACAGACAAUUUGGCCUGGAUCUGGAGAGCAUAAAACACAGCUUAAACAAGUCAAACUGGCUUUAGCUUCAGCUUCCAUUGUUUUCUCUGUAUGUUAUAAUGCUCAUUUAUUUAAUUAUUCUGGUAAAAACCUGUAUUUGAAAGAAAAGGCAAACAGAUGGUGUUCAUAAAUCUUGCUUAGUAUGUAACUUUCCUUAUAUUAUCCAGUAGUGAUUAGUUCUAUUUUUUCCUGAUAGACUAUCACCAAAAGUCUUUUUUGGAGGGAAAGAAUGAAUGUCACGUGUAAUAGGCCCACCUUUACUCUGAAAAUGCAUUACAAUUAUAUUUCUGGAUUAGGUCACUAAGGAUUGUUUUGUAUGUGCAAACCUUUUGUUGACAGUGUGAUCAGUCUCAGAUUCUUGCUUUCAACAAUGUGGAUGUAAGACUAUGUGAAUUAAAAGCACACCUCUAUAUGGGAUUGCAGUGCACCUUCUGAUCACUGUGGAAUUUUUAGGAACUGUGAAGAUAGCUGGAAAUGCUGCAAUCCUAUGUAAACAUGGGCACUUCUUCAUAUGGGACUAUCUUAAAAGAGCUGUGGGCAUUUGUGAGCCAUGAUUAUGCAAAGAGAAUUUGUUGCCUUGUCACAUUUGGUAACCAAGCUCUUCGCUUGCGAUCCAAGGAGGGAAUAUAUAUGCAAAUGGGGGAGCCCACCUCCUCCUGGAAGAUUUAUUCAUUUUGCAACAACAGUUCCACGUCCACAGAGGCAAUACCCUCUUAAAACACUGGUAACAGACUUGCUGUGGCAGAAACACCUAGAUUUUCAUUUUUUUAAAAGUUUAAAUAACCUUUCAUAUUAUUUUCCAUAUUGUUUUUGUUUCUUUUUUUAUAAAUUCUUUAUUAUUUUAAUAAAUAUAAAAGCAUCGACAUACAAAAUACAAAAGCAUACAAAAUACAAAAAUACAAACACUCGCACAAAAAUUGCGAAGAGAAAAGAAGAAAAACAUAAAAAAUAAAAAUAAAUAAAAAUAAAACUAUAUACCAAACAGAAACAAUAUUCCAUAAAAUAAAAUCAGUUCUUCCAGUUAUUCUCCCUGUAACUUAUACUAUUCUUAUUUUACCGCACAUUUAUGAAUACUACAUCUACAUAUCAUUUUGUUCCUUACAUUGUAUAUCAGGUUCAGCCUGCUGUUAGGGAUUCAGACAUUCCAUUUUUCAAUAAAUAUUCUUUAAACAUCCUCCAUUCCUCCUGUGUUUUUUGUCUAAUUUGUCCUCUUAUUCUUGCUGUUGUUCUUGCCAAUUGUAAAUAUUCUAGCAUCAGUGUUUGCCAAUCUGCUAUGCUGGGUGUAUUUUUGGACUUCCAAUUUCGAGCCACUAGGACUCUUGCUGCUACUAUCCCAUACACUAACAAUAUCCUUUUUUGUUGUUUUUAUAUCCGCUGGUAUUAUAUUUAAUAAGAAUAUUUCUGGUUUUUUUCUAAAUGUAUGUUUUAUGUAUUUCUAAAUGUAUGUUUUAGUAAUUUUUUUAAGUUCUUCGUAAAUCAUAUUCCAAUAAUUACAAAUGGUGGGGCAACUCCACCACAUGUGCAUAUAUGAUCCCUUAUCCCAUAUUGUUUUUGUUUCAAUAUGUUGCUGUUUAGCCACCAUGGGCUUCAGUUUGAGAGAUAAAUCAGGGUACAUAAUUAAUAUGAAAUGAAAUUAAGGAAGCACCAGUCCUAUGAACAAUUCUCCAUGUUCACAGGCAAGAAACUGUAGUUAUGAACUGUUUGGGAUCCAUGUAAUGGAGAACGUUGGCUUGCCACUAAAGUGAGGCGAAGUCACAAUAUGUGAGGGGAGGAAAGAGGGCAGGCAGAGCACAAACACAGGGUUCAUUCACAAACCCUUUAUUUAUUUUAGAUACAAAGAAUAUACAGAACAAGAACAGUAAACAUGAAAACAUGAAAAGGCUCUCUAUUUCACCCAUUUGCCAUUUACAAGUUGGUAGGUGAUUGAAAUGGCAAUGGGGGUGGAGUGAGCAUGCUCUUCCCUAUUGCUACCCUCAUCUGUUAACUUGCUGAAUUCUUAAUGCCUGGAGAGGGUUAAUGGAGUAAAAGAAAGGAGCUCGUGAAUCCAAAGAUUGUCCGUGAAGGGACCAUGUUCUCUAGUAACCUCCAGGAUGGACUACUGUAAUGCGCUUUAAGUGGAUCUGCCCUUGAAAUUAAUCCAAAAGUUGCAACUAGUGUGGAAUGCAGUUGGGCCAACUGGCAGUGGGCCAGUUGACCACAACUCCUGUUACUAAACAUCUGCACUGGUUGCCAGUUACCUUCUAGGCCCAGCUCAGGGUGCUUAUGUUGAAUGGCCUGGAUCCAAAUGUAUGAGAUAAUGACCACCCUACCUGUGUUGGUUGAUCAGUGGUAGAGGCUUUCAUGGUGGUUGCUGUGUUAAAGGAGGUGUAUAGUCCAGGGACCUACGGAAGAGCAUUUUUGGUGUUGGAUCUGUGACACUGGAAUGGCACCCCCAUUGACAUGCAUCUUGCCCCGGCUCUGUAUUCUUUCAGAUAUUGGGUAAAAACACACCAUUUUUGCCAGCUUUUAGUAGCUGAAAGUUAAGUCAUUUUUGGGGUGUUUUUAAUUAUGCUAUUUAUAUAAAUUCUGAGAAUUAUUUUAAUGCUUUCAUUUAAUAUAUUUUAUAUUACUUUAUUUUUUUGGUAAAUUUCCUUCUGACCUUUUUUCUUGAAGGGUGGUAUAGAAAUCUCUUAAUAAAUAAUGUUAAACUGUUGUUUGAUGCUAUGUGUGAACAAGUGACUGGCCAUGUUUGCACACGACACUAAGCCAUGGUUUGUUUUAAUCAUGAUCUAUUGAACAAAAGAGGAUCAACCUUGCAGAUGAGCAAAGUAAUAUUUGUUUUGUUUUCUUACAUUUUGUGUCUCAUCCAGGUACAGGCAGUGAGCAUUUGGGCUGGGACAGUGAAACAAAUCAGAGUACCAUUUCAGACCUAAAAAGGAACCAUGAUUAAGACAAGCUCAGAUUUGUAAGCCAACUUCAAGCCAUGGUUUGUUGGUCACAUUCAAAACCAUAUUUUGUGAGCUUGGUUUGGAUGUACAAAUAAUCACAGUUAAGCUAAACAAACCACGACUUAGCAUCCUAUGGGAACAAACCUUCCCCAGAGACUUAAAUUUCAUGAAAAUAAAAAUGUGGCAACUCUUAUGUAUGCCGACCUGAGCUCCUUUAAUAAAUUUUAUUUCUCCCUGGUUUGGCAUCUAACGUGGCUUUCUUCUACACUCAAGUCUACCAUGUGAUAACUGCUGUGAGAUUUGUCAAUAGCAAAAUAAAGAGAAUCUUCUUUAUGUGGGCUUCAUUCUAUAUAUAAUUAUUCUGUGGUCCUUCUUUCUAACUUCCCAUUCUUGCAAAAUAUUUUCAGCGCUACUAACCUGGAAUGCUGAAUCUUGAAAUAUGUCUUGAUCUCCUUUCAGUGCUUUUCUGUCAGUAAGAAAAGUUACACUAAUUACUCUUAAUCUUCUACCCUGUUUCUCAUAUUUUAAGACAUACCCAUAAAAUAAGCCAUAGCAGGAUUUUUAAGCAUUCAAGGAAUAUAAGCCAUACCCCGAAAAUAAGACAUAGUGAUAGGCGCAGCAGCAAUGCCGGCCGCGGCAGGAGGAGGAGGAAAAAAAUAAGACAUCCCUUGAAAAUAAGCCAUAGUGUGUUUUUUGAGGAAAAAAUAAAUAUAAGACAUGUCUUAUAAUAUGAGAAACACGGUAGUUCUUUUUGUGAAGAAUAUUUGACUGCCAGAAAAAUAAUACGAAAUUACUUGGGGGAUGGGAAGCGCUAUUAAAUCACCAGCGCUAUAGUAAUUGUAAUAAGAAUAAUAGCAAAUAGCAAAAGAGUCAAGGCUAUGCAUUUAUGUAUAAUAUAGUUCGCCGUAAGUGGUGUUAAAAGGAAAAUAUUUUUCUUUUGAAAUGUGAUGUAUGAGCAUGUAUGUCUGUUUUAUAUCGGUUUACUUUCAGAAAUGCAAGCUUCACUUUAACUACUACAGUGGUACCUCGGUUUAUGAACACAAUUGGUUCCGGAGGUCUGUUCAUAAACUGAAGCGAACUUUCCCAUUGAAAGUAAUGGAAAGUGAAUUAAUCCGUUCCAGAUGGUCCGCGGAGUAAGCGUUCAUAAACUGAAGCAAACUUUCCCAUUGAAAGUAAUGGAAAGUGGAUUAAUCCGUUCCAGACGGGUCCACGGAGUACUUAAAGUGAAGCGUUCAUAAACUGAAGCAUGGGUGUAAUUGGUUCCGGAAGUCUGUUCAUAAACUGAAGCGUUCAUAAACUGAAGCAAACUUUCCCAUUGAAAGUAAUGGAAAAUGAAUUAAUCCGUUCCAGAUGGGUCCGCAGCGUUCAUAAACCAAAAAUUCAUAAACCGAGGUGUUCAUAAACCGAGGUUCCACUGUAUAGAUCUGUUCAGAUACAACAUUCAAACUCUUAACCAAGGUUAAGUGAUUGGGAUCGGGUAAUGGACUUGGAUGCAAUAUUAUCUCUUCUUCCCAUUUCUUCUUUCCCAUGACACAAUUUUACAUCUGCAGCAAGCUUGCCCAUGGUUGCAAAUCAGCUUUGGGCUGUAUGCUACAGUAUGACUUUUUCGUUGGUACACUACAGAAUCUACCACAUAUGGGAAAUAUAAGAUGCGGGUACAAAAUGUCUGCUGAAAUACAAUAUCCUCUUACCCAGUGGAAUCUCUGCUUGAGAGUUUUAGUUUCCUUUCAGAAGCAACUGCCUGUAUCCCUUCCAUUUUUCUUUAUCUUCGAGGGCUAGAAACCUGAUUUUUUUUUAAUUUAAAAAAAAUUAAAGAUGACAUUCAAGAUCCUGCACUGCAUGGUGAGCUUUCAGGUGUGGAUGAUCUGUAUGAUCCUGUUUGUAACUUGGAGGUGAGUGGGAAUUCUAGCAUUUCACAUUUUUGAAGGAUGCAAGUAACCAAGGAUUUAAACCACCACCACUGAAGCUUGAAACUGCAGGCAGUUUUUAUCUAGGCAGUUUUAAUCCCACCCUUUUAUGUUCAGAUUAGGUACAUGUGGGGAUGUGCUGAAAGGCUGUUAGCAGGAGGUUCUUUAUGGACAGCUCAAUAAUAGCAUCAAUCUUCCUCCUCCUCCUCCUCCUCCUCCUCCUCCUC
Molecule: messenger RNA, 8003 nt
Organism: Zootoca vivipara (common lizard)
Lineage: Eukaryota; Metazoa; Chordata; Lepidosauria; Squamata; Lacertidae
Source: RefSeq, a predicted model, not a curated record